AAUCUAUGGUUGGGAUGUCGGUGCGUACCAUGGCUGCCUUGAUGUUUGUUUAUCAUCAUAAUCACAGAGAUCAAACGCAGUCUUAAAUGUUUACACGAAUCUAUUUUUGAGCCGAUGUGAUUAGCGAUAAAUUGCGGGAGUUUGUAAUGUAUCGCAAAGCAGUGCGCCAAGCCUUGCGACCGCCGUGCGCCGCGCGAAAAUGAAGCCUUUUAGAAUAAGAUUUUACGCUUUUACUAUCGCGCUGAUAUUUAGUGUGAUAUCACUGCGUACAACAUGUAACGCCAAAAAUACGUCUAAUUUUACAACCCGCGGGAACUCCACGCCAACACCCGAGAGUAUACAAGGUUUGUGGCUGAGGGAUAUUGCCAGGGAGUUCGCCGGUGAUUUCAACAACACCAGCAAUGAAGAACUUGGCAUUUCAUUCAAUCAGCAAUUGUUUGGGAAGUUUAAAUACACCAAUGUGUUCCAAGAUGCAGACAAGAAGGUUGCAAAAAUAGCCAGUCAGCUUGAAUCGAAGCUCAAUGAAACAUUUUCGAUACUAAAUCAAACAAGAAACAUCAUUGAGACUUACUAUGGUAUAAAUAAAGUACCAGUUCUUCCAUCAGCAAUAUCUCCAUGCAAUCAAUAUGAGUCUGAUUUUGCAGAGUAUGAAGUUACAAAUAUGUUAGUCAAUCCUAGUAAUAGUUAUGCUGAACAAUCAAUUAAUUUAAAUCAAGUGCUUCAGAAACAAGUAGCAGCUAGUAAAAUACUGAAAGGAAUAAUAAAACAACACUACUUCCUCUCACAUCAAGACAUUUUCUUGGAUAGUAACAUAGAUUUGGGUAAUGACGCUAUGCUGUGGUCUGCAUACAUGUCCCGAAUAAGUUACAAACCAAGAAAUGUUAUGUUACUGCUAGAUCAUGGUGGAUCUCUGAGUAGACAGCAGUUUUUACUUGUGAAAUCCCUCGCCAAGCAGGUGAUUUCCGUGCUGGACGAACACGACAAGAUCGGUAUUCUAGGCAUUUCACAUGACAUCUCCAAACCGUUCAUGACACAGCAAUGUGUGGCUCCUAAUUUAUCACGCAUGCAAUUGUCAGAAGAUCAAAACACGCUCACAUCACCGACCAAACACAAUAAGAAACAAUUAUUGAAGUUUGUUGAUGGUUUGGUGAAGGGUAAUGGAUCAACAAAUCAUUCUGUGGGCUUCCAGCAGGCAUUCGAAGCGAUACACGCCAGUAAUGUUGCUAAAAAUGAAACAGUUAUGCUUUUAUACAUUAGUAGAGGGUUGUUAUCUUCAUUGACUGAGGCAAAACUUGUUUUGGAGACGAUUUUGAACCAAAUGGACGAAGCUGAGCACAAUAUUAUCAUUAAUACUUGUGCUGUUAUAGAUGCUGCUAAACAAGUAAUGUACGAAACCCAUUUUCUGCGUGAUAUUGCCGAACAAAACUAUUCUAAAUACAACAUAGACUUUGAUGACAUUGUGCAUAAAGGAAUUAUGCUUCCUGUAAACUCCACAGACAGUGCAGGAUUAGCAAUCGCGCGUUUUUUCAACACUUUGCUUGUUACACCCGUUUACAGCAUGAAUUACGAUUUAUCUCUACCUAAAUGGGACGCAGAAACAAACAGUUUAAUUGUAACAGCUACAAUUCCGUGCGGAACACGCGGAGAAAUCGGUGUUCUUGGCGUGGAUUUAUAUUUUGGCAACUUAAUCGAGGACGUAACUUACUACAGCAACUACGUACAAUUCAGCUAUGCGUUUCUUACUGAUCUCGAUGGGACGGUCAUCAUGCAUCCGACGUAUCCACGACCGAUGGUUGUUCGGGAACAGCCUAAUUUCACUAAAAUUGAACGAUUGGAAUAUGGUUUAUGGCAAUUUAUGCGUGAUAAGUCUUCCGGUAGAGCUGAUAUGGAAUGGAUGCAUAUCCGGACAAAGUACUUUUACAAGUCAGUACUGGAUCAUUACAAGGUCGUGAUUGUUGUAAAAGAGUAUAAAAACGCUCCACCACCAAAGAGACCCUUUAAAGUCUCGUGGUUUGAAUCGGCGACUGCUAAUCAAUUAGUUCAUCAUCGCCUGGAUGUUAUUCCGGCUUCACGCAUGUGUAAACACUUUAAUCAACUUGCAACUUUAGAUGCUGGUUCGUUAUACCUGAGUGCUUCCUGUUUUCAAUCGCCUACGACUUUCCUCCACUCGACGUCUUCCAGUUCGUUUUCUCCGCUGUCUGUACAAAAGUGUAUGGCUUUCCUGAAAGACAACACUCGUUUUCUUUCCAAUCCAGGUCUUCGAGAUGAGAUCCGCGAUGAUGUCGCAACACUCGCACAUGUUCUGGAAUAUCUCCGCACACAACACUUACAAGGAGCUAAAGGUAGAUACAUUGUCCGCAGGUACGUCACAUCACCAACCGGUGUAAUGCAGACAUUUCCGGGUGGAGUUCUCGCGCCAGGUUUUGAACCCACGAAGAGAUCGUGGUAUUUACGUGCGGUUGAACAUAGAUUCAAAACAAUCUUAACGCCGCCAUACUUGGACGCAGGUGGCGCUGGUUACAUUGUAACGGUUGCCUAUGCUACUGAUCAUGUAGUUGUGGCGAUGGAUGUUACAUUUGGUUAUGUUUUCAAGUUGAUUCUGGAACACAUGCCAUUUUGUUCGGAGAAGAAAAUCAAGUGUUUUAUGAUGGACGACAGUGGAUACUUGAUUUACCACCCGAAUCUGAUUGAUCCGAAUGGACACGGCCCAAUUGAACAACAACACAUUAUUCAUAAAGAGCCACAGGUGGCAAAUGAUAUUUUAUAUCAUGGUCAUUUCAUUAAAAAGAAUCUGUGUAAUAAUUUCGCGGAUGCCACGAUUCAGAGAUAUUACAAACUGAAUACCAGCAUAGAUGAAGUUGUAAUCAACGCAGUUCAUGGUGAACAUAACGCUAAGUAUCAGGUAAGCCCUGUUGAAGGUACCAAUAUAUUCAUUGGGUUUGUAAAUCUUUCGGAAGAGAGCGUGACAACAUUUUGCCCCUGCAGUAUGAUAAAUCGUUUGUGUUUGAAUUGCAAUCGCAUGGAGCAGAAAGAAUGCGAAUGUCCGUGUGAGUGUCCAAUGACAUCAGAAACAUGCCAACAGGGCUACAAGAGUAAUAAUAUGUUAUGCCCAGCCAUGCCAGAGCAAACCUUCUCUAUGCCAACUGAUCUCGUUAUAAAUUUCAACCACGACGAUGAAAUAAAAGCGUGUUUGCCUAUUUUAUGCGAGAAAUUGACAAGUUACGAAGGGUGUUUGGGUGUUUUGGGUUGUGAAUGGUGUCAGGUUGAUGUAGAUGCUGAAACUUUACUCACGACGCCAUUUUGUACAUCGAUACAGACAUGUUUCAAUGGUAUUCUGGGAUCUCCUACGCCGUACGGUGAUACCUCUGAUAGAUCCUUGAAUAAUGACGAUCUUCUGGGUAAUGGAUAUUCCCCAAUAGGGCCGGUUAUAGGUUCGGUGCUCGCUGUGUGCCUGAUUCUUAUAUUUUCCUUCAUAUGUUAUCGUUCGUAUACAUCACCGACUGUAGAUCGGUUUUAUUUAACGUCUGCGCAAGAGAAUCAGGUACGCAUGAGCGACUUAAACAUCAGCGAUGAUUACCACGAGCUGGAUAAUCACCAGAAUAAGUUACUGCAGGACAGUAAGAAACCCGAACCGAUUUCUCCGUAUUGUGUCUCGACUGGAUAUAGAAGACCUCCGACGGCUGCGGAUUCUGAUCAUGGGUAUUCCACCAUGAUACCGCAUGAUGAAUCCGAGCAUUUGUCGUUUGCGCCGCAUGAGAUUGACUCCCUGGAGGAUGAAACAUCCGAUGGUGCUUCUAUUAACACUUCCGUGUCGACCAAACGACAUCAUCGCUUGAUCGAUCGCAGUAAAAGUAAAAAGUUGUCCGACAUCACAGCCUUGCCACAACACAAAAAUCGCAUCAUGGCGCCCGUCACCGUCCAUAGGAAUAUGGAGUACGCGCAGUAAUUUGAUUUAGUAUCAUAUUAAUCGUUGUUUAUUCUUAAUAUUCAUUCACACAUCUUGCAUUAUUUAUUUCCGUGCCAUAAACUACACACAAUGACUGAAGAAACAAAUUCGCACGUACUUAUUGUACAUCACAGAAACUUUUGAUACAAUUUUAACGAAUUGUACGUACUUACAGCAGUGUUCCACUAAGGCCCAUCAAGUUGUGCUUGUGAUACCUCUUAACCUUUUGUGUGACUUAAUGUAUUUUUUAUAUUCUUGUACAUUGACAAUAUUUUAUUAAAGACAACGUUGUAAUUAUAAA
Molecule: messenger RNA, 4247 nt
Organism: Dalotia coriaria
Lineage: Eukaryota; Metazoa; Arthropoda; Insecta; Coleoptera; Staphylinidae
Product: VWFA and cache domain-containing protein 1
Exons: 6
Coding region: 200-3946 (1248 amino acids)
Cellular component (GO): voltage-gated calcium channel complex
Molecular function (GO): voltage-gated calcium channel activity
Source: RefSeq, a predicted model, not a curated record